CGCGGGGGGCGGGUUGGGGGUCGUUUGUUCGGUUUAGGCGCCGCCGCACGUGCUUCCUGUGCGUGGGUCGGCAGUUUGCUGCAUGUUGUGGGUUUCCUCUUUCUGUCAAAUUUUUAGAAAUGGUUUCUGUCAUUUGUCUCUGAAAGUCUGUCAGUCAAGAAAAGUAUGGACUACCUUUGAGAAAGGUAAACUUCUGUCUACAUUGUUUAGCAACAUGGAAGAGGAGGAACCAACUAAUCUUUCCACAAAGCGUCCUUGCCCAGAUCAUGCGGAUGAGCAAACUGAGCAAGAAUAUCAUAAAAGGACCAAAUUUUCAGAACCUAGUGCAUCUCUUAAUCAGUCUGUUGUAUGUAAACACACUGAAGGAAUUGAAAGUGGUUUGCAGGCUUUGUCAUCCAGAAAAGAUGAGAAUGAUGAAAAAGAAGCCGUGGAAGAAACAGAUGAUGGUGUACUUCAAGAGGAUGAAGAAGGCGAUGGAGACAGCUUUGCUGAUAUGAUGAAACAUGGCUUAGUUGAGCAGGAUGUUGGAAUCAUCAAGUUUGUGAGCACACACGAAGGUUUCUCAGGAAUUUUGAAGGAAAGGUAUUCAGAUUUUGUUGUGCAUGAAAUAAACAAGGAAGGAAAGACAGUUGUUCUGGAUGAUUUAUCUGUACCUGAUGAUGAUGAUGAGGAAUCUUCAGAUGAUAUUUUUUCAGUAUUAUCAACUCAAGAUAAAGAACGUUUGGAAAAUCUUCAGCUUCUUAAAAAUAAGGAAGAUUCUGUGUUGAUUGAGGUUGUUGAAGAUACUAAAGAAAAAAGAACAAUUAUUCAUCAAGCUGUGAAGAGUCUCUUUCCUGGACUUGAGACUAAAACUGAAGAAAGAGACGGAAAGAAAUUCAUUGUAGCAUACCAUGUUGCUGGGAAGACUGCACUGGCAAAUCCAAGAAAACAUUCGUGGCCCAAAAACAGGGGAACCUACUGCCAUUUUGUGCUGUAUAAGGAAAACAAAGAUACAAUGGAUGCCAUUAAUGUGUUGUCUAAAUUUCUGAGAGUCAAACCAAACAUAUUUUCAUACAUGGGAACCAAAGAUAAAAGGGCUAUAACUGUUCAAGAAAUUGCAGUUGUAAAAAUCACAGCGCAGAGACUUUCUCAUCUAAACAAAUGUUUAAUGAACUUCAGGCUAGGCAAUUUCAGUUACAAAAAAUAUCCCUUGAAAUUGGGAGAAUUGCAAGGAAAUCAUUUUACAAUUGUUCUAAGGAAUAUCACUGGAUCAGAUUUGCAAGUAGAGCAUGCCAUGACUUCACUCAGGGAUAUCGGAUUUAUUAACUACUAUGGAAUGCAAAGAUUUGGAACAACAGCAGUUCCUACUUACCAAGUGGGAAAAGCAAUUCUACAAAACAAUUGGACUGAAGUUAUUGAUCUGAUCUUGAAGCCGCGGCCGGGAGCAGAGAGAGGAUAUCUGGUGAAAUGCAGGGAAGAAUGGGCUCGAACUAAGGACCCUGAAGCUGCAUUAAAAAAGCUUCCUGUGAAAAGGUGUGUGGAAGGACAGUUGCUCCGAGGUCUAGCAAAAUAUGGAAUGAAGAACAUUGUCUCUGCAUUUGGAAUGAUUCCAAGAAAUAAUCGAUUAAUGUACAUUCACAGUUAUCAGAGCUAUGUGUGGAAUAACAUAGUGAGUAAACGGAUUGAAGAAUAUGGACUUAAAGCAAUUCCAGGAGAUUUGGUACUGAAAGGAGGAACAGCAGUUCCAAUUCAGGAAUCUGAUGUACAGAAUUAUACCAUACAUGAUGUGGUGUUGCCCUUGCCUGGAUUUGAUGUUCUCUAUCCAAAACACAAAAUUGGGAAAGCCUAUGAAGAAAUGCUGGCUGCUGAUAGCUUGGAUAUAAAUAAUAUGAGACACAAAAUUAGAGAUUAUUCAUUAUCAGGAGCAUACAGGAAAAUCAUUAUUCGUCCUCAGAAUGUUACCUGGUGCCCUAUGGUUCUUCACUUGUCUCAAAGACAUGCAGAUUUCUAGAUUAAUUGGCUGUCAAUCGCUCCUAGUGUAUAGGCGAACGUUAGCAUCUGUGGAGUGUUGAAGUGCCUGUAGAGAGACGAAAGAGCUUAUGAUAAGUAUAAAUAGAAGCGUGACUUUUCAGUGCACAUUUGGUUUCCAAAGGCUAUGUCACUCUUUAUAACACUAACAGUGAUUGAAAGCCAUCUGCUGCUAUAAACAAAUGAAAUACAACAAGUAUCGUAAUGUUCAAAAGUUGGUAACAGUGAAGUAAUAUGGGAGAAUGGUGUAUUCAGUUUGUUGCGGCUAGAUAAAAGGGAAUAGCCACAUAAUUGAUCUUUGGCCACCCACCUCCUCAAUGGGCAACAUUGCUGCUGCUUGUUCUCUGUUCCACUGUUCUGAACAUUGCACACCCAACUGCUUUGGUUGUCCAAUCUAUAAUAGCAGGUGACGGUUAUUCUUGUAUCAGUUUAUAAUAAAAGGAAGCUGUAAAUUUGGCAAUUUUAAUACUAAGAGACUAAAAAGGUGCACUUCAUCAAUAGAAGUUGCAGUUCUGUCCCUCUUGGCCUAAAGAGUCCAUAUUAGUACAAGAUGCAAGUUAAUUAGUUGCAGGCUGCCUAGAAUUUGACAAAUGGAGCUUAGCCAGUGUACCUUUAGAGGUUAAGGAUGCAUUUUAGAACCUUAGUUAAACUGGCCCCAGGUUUUAUCUUAGGACAUAGGACAUACAAUGGUAUAGCACAGGAAAUGAUUGAGCUGUACUAAUUAAAUUAGUAAGUAAAUGCCCAAAUAAAUUAAUUCCCUUUGCCUACUCAAUUAACCUAAGACUUUUGGUUAAGAUCAUGCUUGCCGCCAAAUGCAUGCGAUAGUUCACUGGAAGUUCAAAUGGAAAGAAAUUUGACUAAAACAAAACUAAAGGCACCUUUUCUGGGAUAAAUUGUGUUAAAUUAUCACUGCAUACAGUGAGGAGAGGUCAUGGCAAAGGAGUUCUGAUGCCUGUACAACUGGUAUGGGUGUAAGGUUGGAUUGCUCUGGGCGCAAAGCUGGUUUGAAGAGCUUUAGAGUCGAUUUGGGCUGGCAGGUGAAAUCUGGGUCCAGAGCAAUUCGCUGGGUUGUGUGACUUCAGUCCUGAGCCCAUUCGUAGCAGCCGGGUCCUAGUGAGAGGCAUAAUCUGCUGCUUAGACAUCUUAAAUGCCAGCCCAAAUUGAAGGCGAGAGCUCUCCACAAUGUUCAAUCUUUUCUCUGGGCCACCAGAGCCUUUUGCUACAGCGGUUCCCAGGUUCAGUGCGAGGUACGAUCUGUUGUUUGACCAAUUUAAACACCAAACAGAUAGACUGAAAAGACAGAGUGUUGGGAUCUAAGGCGAGAGCCAAUCUCACUUGCUCUGCAAUGGCCACUCCCCUCUUCAAGGCACUGCGGCUGUGAAGACUGCUGUUCUCCAUGCCCUCUAAUAUGAUGAACUGAUAAGCAAGGCUUUGGGCCUACUCCAGGCCCAGAUCUGAGGACUCAGUUUGGUUCGGGAUGUUGUUGCUCGCUUCAGUUGUUUGCAUGAUAUGUGUUUGCAUUCCCUUUCUCUUGUGCAUUGGGUCUUUUUAUUCAUAUUUUUUUAAAAAUUGGGUUUCUAGCUUUGUGGCUGCCUGUAAGCAAACAAAUCUCAAGAUGUAUAAUUUAUACAUUCUUUGAUAAUAAACGUACUUUGACAAUGUCCAUAUCCUUCCACUUUCUCCACAUUCAUGUGCCUAUCCAAGAGCCUCUUUUAAUUCUCUAUCAUAUAUGCCCCUGCCACAACCCCAGGCAACACAUCUCGGGCAACCAACGCUCCAUUUCAUCUUAAAUGCAUAAAUUAUGUAUUUUAACCCUGGGGAAAUAUGAUACUAGCAAUCCACUCCUAAUCGUAUAAAUCUUUAUUGGAUCUCCCCUCACCCUCUGCCAUCCAGAGAAAAUAACCCACAUUUGUUGAACCUCAAAACUCCCAAGAUUUUGUUUAUUGUCUCUCUGAAGAGAUAAGAAAGAGACAGAAAUGGAGUGCAAAGCUGUACCACUGUAUAUGUAGUGGACUUUGUUUUUUUUAUUAAUAUUUAUAGAAUACCUCCAGCUGCAAAAUGACUUUCCUAUUUUCUGGUUACUGAAACAUA
Molecule: messenger RNA, 4098 nt
Organism: Hypanus sabinus (Atlantic stingray)
Lineage: Eukaryota; Metazoa; Chordata; Chondrichthyes; Myliobatiformes; Dasyatidae
Gene: pus7
Product: pseudouridine synthase 7
Exons: 15
Coding region: 83-1990 (635 amino acids)
Biological process (GO): pseudouridine synthesis
Cellular component (GO): nucleus
Molecular function (GO): RNA binding; pseudouridine synthase activity
Source: RefSeq, a predicted model, not a curated record